Messenger RNA from Esox lucius (northern pike), 4746 nucleotides. RefSeq names its product ADAMTS-like protein 3. Gene Ontology annotation, molecular function: metalloendopeptidase activity. Gene Ontology annotation, cellular component: extracellular matrix. The record is from RefSeq and is a predicted model, not a curated record. The transcript has 17 exons. Bases 287 to 2614 code for a protein of 775 amino acids. Lineage: Eukaryota; Metazoa; Chordata; Actinopteri; Esociformes; Esocidae. Gene Ontology annotation, biological process: extracellular matrix organization.
AUUGACUGCAGUCGCGCUCAGUUAGAGCGAGAGAGAAUUCGCGCUUUGUGACUGCGAAGUAGACAGCUGAAAACCAAAUAUUGGUUGUUAUAUGCGAACUACUUGUUUAUUCAUUUGAUACCUCCUAUUUGACUGCACGUUUUGGUGGCGAUAAUAUAUCUGAUAGGUUUGCGGCGGGUCUAUAUCAGGGUUGAGGAAUCAGUUGGAGAUGUGGAACUGCACAUGAGCGCAGCGCAUUCUUUCGAGAGAAGGCUGCAACUCACCACAAUACAACUGCGGAGCUAAGAUGAAACCACUGCUGUUCCUGCUUUGGGAGACAGGGCUAGCUCUCUCUCUGCUCUCCUCUACUGCCCAGGCCCAGGGUGCUGUGUUCCUGCCCGAGUUUGCUCUCUCACCUCAGGGCAGUUUCCUGGAGGAUGCCACUGAGGACCAAUACCUUACCUACAGAUAUGAAGACCAGGCGUCUCGUAUGACCCGAUCAGAUGAGGAUGGGGACAGUGGCUGGGAUGCAUGGGGCACCUGGAGUGACUGCUCACGCACCUGUGGAGGAGGGGCCUCCUAUUCUCUACGCAGGUGUCUCAAUGGAGGAAACUGUGAAGGCAAGAAUAUUCGUUACAGAACAUGCAGUAAUUUGGACUGUCCAAUCGAGGCAGGAGACUUCAGAACCCAGCAGUGCUCCGCCCACAAUGACAUUAGGUACCAGGGCGUGGCUUAUGAGUGGGUUCCUGUGCCCUAUGACCCUUCAGCGCCUUGCGCCUUACGAUGUCAGGCCCGUGGGUUGAGUCUAACAGUAGAACUGGCACCGAAGGUUCUGGAUGGAACACGUUGCCGUGCCGAUGCCCUUGACAUGUGCAUCAGUGGUGUCUGUCAGGAGGUGGGCUGUGACCGACAGCUGGGCAGCGGUACCAGGGAAGACAGCUGUGGCGUGUGUGCCGGGGAUGGCUCUACAUGUCGACUGGUCCGGGGCCAGGCGCUGCCUCACAUCUCACCGGAAGAACCUGUGAAGACAGUGCUGGAAGUCCCAAUGGGAAGCAGAAGUCUCAGAGUCAGUGCUAAGGGACCAGAUCUCAUAAUUAUCGAGGCCCAGUCCCUGCAGGGUCUCAGAGAGGAGCACAGUCUGGUCUCUCCCGGUUCCUACCUCAUUGGUAACACCACGGUGGACUACCAGAGAGGGACUGACAGACAGACACUAAGGACACAAGGACCUCUGAAAGCAGAUUUUUUCAUUAAGGUGAAAUACGCUGCUCCCAGGGACACAGUCAUCCAGUUCCUGUUCUAUAAGCCGAUCAGGUACCAGUGGAGGGAGACCGAAUUCUUUCCCUGCUCUGUCACCUGUGGAGGAGGUUACCAGCUGAACUCAGCUGAGUGUACAGACAUCAGGUCCAGUCAGGUGUUACCGGAGCACCACUGUAACAGCUACCCGGAGAACACAAAGCCCACACCCAAACUGAAGGAGUGCAACAUGGACCCCUGUCCUGAGAGUGAUGGCUUCAAAGAGGUCAUGCCUUAUGACCACUUUCAGCCUCUGCCAAGGUGGGAGCAGGGUCCCUGGACUGAGUGUUCAGUGUCCUGUGGGGAGAGCGCUGGGCUGCAGGAGCGCAGCGUGGUGUGUGUGGAGGAUGACGCCCAUGGUCAAAUCACUCAGGUGGAUGAGUGGAAGUGCACCCACUCCCCACGGCCCAUCACGCAGCAGAGCUGUAACAGCUUCACGUGCCCACAGUGGGUUGCCAUGGAGUGGUCACAGUGUACGGUGACGUGCGGUCGUGGGUUGAGGUACAGAGUCGUUCUCUGCAUCGACCACCGGGGGCAGCACACAGGCGGUUGUAAAGCCCCUCUCAAACCUCACAUCAAGGAAGACUGCCUGGUACCUGUCGCCUGCCACAAACCCAGAGAGUCUGUUCCUGUUGAGGCCAAGCUGCCCUGGUUAAAACAAGCCCAGGAGCUGGAAGAACAACGCACCGCUACAGAGGAACCAACGUUCAUCCCAGGGCCGUGGUCUCCGUGCAGUGCCACCUGUGGUCCAGGCGUACAGACUCGGGAGCUGAAAUGCCGGGUACUCCUUUCUUUCACCCAAACCGAGGUGGACCUGCCCGAGGAUGAGUGCGGUAACAACCGCCCCCAGUUGGAGAGGCCCUGUGAUCUGGGACACUGUACUGUAGGCCCAGGCUUCUCUCCGGGCCUCCCAGACCCUCCAGGCCCAGGGCUGCACACACGGGGAGCGGAGCCCCACCAUUGGGACUACAGGGGUUUCACUACCUGCUCAGCCUCCUGUGCGGCAGGGAGACAGACAGCCGAGGUGAGGUGUGUGAGUCGGGAAAGAGGAGAAGAGGUCAGUGAAUCUCUCUGUGAUCCCUUCAGCCGACCCCCAGCCAUGGCCCGCGUCUGCAACCCCGAACCGUGCCCCCCGAGGUCAGCAUCCAACACGUCACACUAUCCUCUUCCACCUGGCCUGGCGAGACCGGUGUUCACAUUUCACAGUGUGUCUGACCAACGACAGACACUAUCAGAUUCCGACUGUAGAUUGUGCUUAACAUACAUUAUCGUGUAUCCAGGUGUGUCGGUGUGUGUGGGUUCGUGCGCAUUGUGCAUGUGCGCAUUCAUUCAGGUGUGCUAAUCUUGUCACUAACAUACCCCUCAUCACCGUCUCCCUUGGUUACCAUUGUCCAGGCAAAGCCAAACAUCCCCUGUCACCCAGGUUGUUUAUUGACGACCAAUCUGAUGUUUCGGUUGCUGGAACAACAUCCUGUUGUAGUGAAUGCGAAACCAAGGUAAACAUGGAGGAACCACAAGCGUAACCGCCCCGGUCCUCUCAACCGUGUCCCUGUGAAACCUUCUCUUUCCUGUCUCACUUUGGCAUAUGUUUUAUUAUUUCCCUUCUGACUGCUGCACACGAGGCUAGGUCCCAAAUAUGAACUAAUUCCCUUUGUAGUGUAACACUUGCUGGUUUAAUCAAGCACCCACUGAAGGGAAUAGGAUGCAAUUUGGGGCAAACUACACAGAACUUGGAGAGGUAGUUCAUGUUGUAGGUCUUCCGGCAGAAGUCAAUGUCAUUUCAAAGGACAAGAAAGGAGAGGUCCUUAAAACAUCAAACGAACAGAAACAAAUGCAUGCGUAAGCACAAACACAUAUGCACACACACAUACAAUACCCAGAGCUUGACCUUAAAAGAUAAGUAUCAGCAAAGCAAACCCCAGAUUAUUGUCACAAGCCACAGGAUUAACAUAUGUAAUUCCAUACAAUGAACGCAAGUGGUUCUAAUAUCACCAGUCUCAGUGUUUUUUUCUCUUAUUAUGAAAUUAUUUGUCAGGGACAUGGGCUUUGUCCCUAUUAUCUAAGUUUAUAGUGCACUUUGUUUGACCAGGGUCUUUGGUUGGUCUUUUGGGGAAUAGGGACACAGACUAAACUACAGCUUCUAAACACAAAUCAGUUGAAUUCAAGAGAAUAAAAUUUAUGAUAUGUCUUUUUUUGCUAUAUUGGAAUCAAAAUGUUUUAGAUGACUGCCUACUAUAUCAUGAUGAAGGCACCGAUAAUGUAAUUAGAAUUCAGUAGUCGACAGACAUAGAGAACAGAGAAUGGGUUAUAUCUUUUGUAAUUUAACAAUACAAGUCUCGUCUGUGGUCUGACAAAGGAACUAGUGGCUUCAACAGUAACCUGAGUAAAAUUGCUUCUCCAACCACAGAAAAGCAGUAGACUCUCUGGCCCCAGAGUUGAGCUCACGCAGGGCUCAUUCGUUCAGAUAGAAAUGCAUCGUGUAGAACAGACAGCUGUAUGUAUUUGGCAGAAUGAAGAAUUGUGUCAUAAUGUUGCAUUCGUAUGUCCACCCUGUUUAACAGGCCCUGGUUUGGUGUAGUAACCAUGCCGGUUCCCACUUCUGCCAGGCCCUCCGAGGUGGGCGGUUAUGUGGGUACCAGCCUAUGCCUGGCAAGAGUUGCACAUGUUGUUCCUAUUCCUGGAUGUACCUGAAUUGUUCAAGGCAGCUCCCCUCAUCUGCCCUUGUCUCCUUCCUUUCAACCACAGAUGCACCGCAAUCUGUGGCACAAACACUGUGAACCUGGAAGAGGUUGGCAACCGUGUGGGUUCCAGGCCAUGUCAUGCAAAGUUGUUGUCGUUCUGCCCCAUGUCCUGUUGUCUGUCUGUCUGCCUGACUGUCUGUCUGCCUAUCGGUCUGUCUGUCUGUCAGCAAAUGUGUGUCCGUCCAUCUGUCGGUCUUUCCUGGCUACGACUCAAGCUCUGGGAAUUCGAUCAACAUGGAGGUAAUAAAGAUAACUACGAACACAGGAGUCAAAGAAAACAUUCAAAUGCUUAUUUUUCAUAGUGCCAUAGUUUAUAUAGCUUAGUAAAACAUCACAUUGUUUAGAUUGAAGUUAACAAUGAAGAAGCAACAUGUUUGAAUAUCUUCUGUAGACUGCAAGGUCGACAUUUUCAGACAGUAAUAUUGAGGGCUUUUUUUCACCAAACUAACAUGAAGUUAGACCAAGUUUAAAAAUAUAAAAACAUACUUAUGAAACAAACUUUUGCAAACACAAGUGUGCAUGUGUGUGUGGUGUGUUUGUGUGUGUGUGUGUGUCUGUAUAAACCACAAUGUGUAUAAACCAACCAGAAUGUCCUGACAUUAAAUAAGAAAAUGAACCAUGGUAAAAACUGUUAGGAUUAGGGUAAGUGGUAAGUUUAGGAUGAGAGGUUCAUGAAAAUACUUUUUUGUGUAAAAAAUACUUAAAGUAAUGAAAACAAAAGUAUGAGAGUGUC